UGUACGUUCGUGCACGGGAUGUCGAGGAGAUGUAAAGAAAAAAGGAAAUGUAGCAAAAUUCUUUAAAACUAUAAAACAAUAUUAACUAAGUUAUUUACGAACAAACGUUCGAUUUAAUGUUUGCUUAAACCGAGUGACAAUUUGAGGAUAUGGCUUCUACCGGUAGUACACCAUUUCCGAAAUGGCAAUUGGCAAUCCUUCUCGGUGCACCUAUAGCUAUCGGCUUAGGUUACCUUUACCUAAGAAAUAGAUUAGAAGACCCAGAAAAGAAGAAAGCAUCAGAACUUAAAGCAAAAACGACAAUAUCUUUGGAUAAUGAAGAAAACACUACUAAGGUAUCCGAAAGUGCCAUAGAACGCGCCAUGAAACUAAAAGGUGCUGGUAACCGGGCUUUUCAUGCUGGAGAAUAUGACAAAGCCAUUGCUUUAUACAAUGAAGCAAUUGAAGCAUGCCCCCCAGACCGUCCUGUCGAUCUUGCUACAUUUUACCAAAACCGCUCUGCUUGUUAUGAAAAACGAGAAAUGUGGGAACAAGUUAAAGAAGAUUGCACUUUUGCAUUAAAACUUAACGAAAAGUAUGUAAAAGCAUUUCUGCGUCGAUCUCGUGCUGCGGAAAAAAGUGGCGAUCUUGUGCUUGCUCUUGAAGAUGUAACAUCUGCAUGUAUCCUCGAGAGAUUCCAAGUUCAGAGUUCCUUAGUAAAUGCUGAUCGUAUUCUUAAAGCAUUAGGCCGACAGCAUGCCCGAGAAGCACUUGCUAAACGCAGCCCAGUCAUGCCUUCAAAACAUUUUAUCAAAACAUACUUUUCUGCAUUCUCAGAGGACCCUAUUGCAAAAAUAAAAGUGGAUGAUGAAACUGAUGGAUUUGCUAAAGCUAGGAAAGCCCUUGACAAUUUAGAUUAUGAAUCAAUUGUUGAUGCUUGUACUGAAGAAAUAGAUGCAGAAGGAAUUUUUAAAAAUGAAGCUUUAUUGCUGCGUGCAACCUUUUACCUAUUGCUAGGUAGACAUGAAGAAGCUCAGGCAGAUCUUGGAAAAGUUAUUGAAAGUGAUGCUCCUACAAAAGUCAAAGUCAAUGCUUUCAUUAAACGAGCUUCACUUUUUACUCAGCUCGAAAAUACAGAACGUUGCUUAGAAGAUUUUGCUCAGGCCGCACAGCUAGAUCCUAACAAUUCUGACAUUUAUCAUCACCGAGGACAAGUGUAUUUAUUAUUAGAGAGAAUGGAUGAGGCAACUGCUGAAUUUGCUAAAGCUGUAGAACUUAAUCCAGAUUUUUCCAUUGCCUAUAUUCAAAAAUGUUAUGCUGACUAUAGACAUGCACAGAUUAAUAAGAAUGUUGGUGCUUUGGUUCAAGUCAGAGCAGAUUUUGAAAGUGCUUUGGAAAGAUUUCCUAGAUGUGCUGAAGCUUAUAUUUUGUAUGCACAAGUUUUGUCAGAUCAACAAGAGUGGGGUCGAGCUGAAGCAUUGUUUGAUGCUGCACUUGCUGUAGAUCCAAAUAAUGCUACUCUGUAUGUCCAUAAGGGACUUGUUCAAUUACAAAAGAGCACAGAUUUUGAUAAAGCUGUUAAAUUGAUAAAUAAAGCAAUCGAGAUGGAUGACAAAUGUGACUUUGCCUAUGAAACCUUGGGCACCAUUGAAGUACAAAGGGGAAACCUAAGAAGAUCACUAGAAUUGUUUGAAAAGGCCAUUGCAUUAGCUAAAACUGAACUAGAAAUGACUCAUUUGUUUUCAUUGAAAGAUGCAGCUGCAGCUCAGCUCAAGGUCUCCGAGCGUUGGGGUCUAGACUGGACAGUGAGCUAAACAGAUUCAAAAUAAGCUUUCCACAACCUUGACGAGAAUAUUAAGUUCAUUAAAUGUUCAUUUCAUAAGUGCCAGAGAUGUUCUCGUUGGUAGCUACAACACCAAGAAUAAUUCAGACUUGCCUAAAAAAUUCUUAUGUUGUUGUGCUUCAUAAAAAUAUAUUUUUUUUUCAAAUGUAUACUUUUAAAUUCAAAUAAAAUAAUAAUAAUUACUGAGCAGAAUGGACCCAUUCGAUAUUAGUUCAAUCAACAUUUAUGUUAUGGGACUAAUUUUUUUGAAUAGAAUAUUAAAAUAAACAAUAAAAAAUACUACCAGAAGGGCUGUUGCUCUGGUUCUUCUAAUUUUUAAUUAUGCUCUCAACCUCAGUGCUAUUAGCAUAGCAGUGUUUUUUCUUAAUACAAAACAUUCUUUUAUUCAUCAACAGUACAACAUGUAAUGAAGCAAAUUGGUAAUAUAUCACUUGUUGUAUUUAAGUAGACAUCUAUUUACUUUGUGCUUUGAGGAAUAAAAUUGUUUGUUUGCUACACUUGAAGAUUGGUAUUAUUAUUGUUGUCAUCUUUAUUUUGUAAUUCUUAACAUAAAAUUUUAGACGAUGAUAAUAAUAAUAAAUUUGUAUAAAAGAUAAAUAGAUUAAAUGAACCAACCUUUUAUUAAAAUGUUUUUACUAAUCUAUUUAUCUAAAAUGUAUGCUGUUAAAGAAAAAAAUGUUGUAUUAGUAGAUAUGGUAAAUUAUUAGUUAUUUGGACUGAAUUGUGUUUUUUUCAUAGGUCAAAGAUUUUUACUUCUCUAAAAUAUAUAUUGAAUAUUUUGACAUAUUUUAUGUACGAAAAUGGGAAGAAUGAAAUAUGAGGUACUAUGAAAAGAUCCACAUUAAAAAUAUUGAAAUUUCAAUCUUUUGGUCCUAGUAAUUUAGGCACUGUGGUUUCUAGGGAAUUUAAUAAUACAUUUUUGGGUAAUAGUUGUGCUUAAGAAAGAAUGUUUCUUUUAUCCCUAGUGCUGACUCAUCAUUAUCAAUUUGUUAUUGCUACAGCAAUUUAUAAAUUUUGAUGUUAAAGGGUAAAUUACUUAAAAGAUUUGUCGAGUUUGUGCAGCGGUGUGGUAUGCCUGUGGACAGAGCAUAUAAAAAUAUUUGCAUUUAAGUACUAUUGCCUUGUAUUGGACACAUUUAAUCUUAAUAUUAUGUUGAUUGUAUCGUUCUCGGUGUGUUUGAUUCCCGCAAAAUUCUUGGUUAGAUUGUAAAUUUAGAAUGUAGGUAGCUCACGAAGACGGUUUCGAGAGAGUUAUUACCUCACCGAUAGUGGUUAGAUACCAAUUUAUGAAAACUACGAAAUACAUUAUUUGAAGAAUUUA
Messenger RNA from Bombyx mandarina (wild silkworm), 3143 nucleotides. It is a transcript of the gene Tom70, whose product is annotated as translocase of outer membrane 70. Gene Ontology annotation, cellular component: mitochondrial outer membrane. The record is from RefSeq and is a predicted model, not a curated record. Lineage: Eukaryota; Metazoa; Arthropoda; Insecta; Lepidoptera; Bombycidae. Gene Ontology annotation, molecular function: protein binding; transmembrane protein transporter activity. Gene Ontology annotation, biological process: protein import into mitochondrial matrix; protein insertion into mitochondrial inner membrane.